Hyposmocoma kahamanoa is the source of this 5229-nucleotide messenger RNA. RefSeq lists its product as uncharacterized. The record is from RefSeq and is a predicted model, not a curated record. Bases 40 to 5229 code for a protein of 1729 amino acids. NCBI's taxonomy places the organism in Eukaryota, Metazoa, Arthropoda, Insecta, Lepidoptera, Cosmopterigidae. The transcript is spliced from 13 exons.
CAAACGUUAGUCAUAUUUCGUCUUACGACGAGCAGUACAAUGCAUGAAGUGCCAGAAUGCCUCAGCCGGCGUUACGAGGCUGUCGACGAGUUGAUACAAGAGCUAGGCUCCACGUUACAGAAGAGCACAGAAAAUGACUGCCCUGAAGAUUCUAACCCUGGAAUCAAACUAAUGUGCGAUUUCUGGAGCAUUUUGAAGGAAGAUCCUAAUUGUGAUUUACCAAAAUUGGUGCAGAAACGCAUGUGUCCCGAGUCGCCCAGUACUCCGCACUGCCCGAUUCCUAGUGCGAAAUCUAGUAUGUUCGGACGCGCACAAAGAAUCAUGUGCUACAUGGCGAAUGACACCACCAGAGACAGUAGUCUUUCCAGUGGGAAACAAGUGAAUAACAAUAAAAACCAUCCAUGCCAAGUAAGCAGUGUCUCAAAGAAGAACACAUGCUGCGUGUCCGGACAAUCAUCCAUUGCAAGUCAUAACACAACGAACGACUUACCGUUGAGUAAAGUGCUAUGCAAUUUGAAGCAGGCAGUGUCUUAUGAUAAGAAAUGUUCAGCCAGAGUUAAUGAUCUACUAGAGGCAGAAAAGACGUUACAAGGGCAGAUCGCUCAACUAGAGGAUAAGGAAAGACAAGGUGUUGUUUUGCUGAAGCAAGCCGACUGUAUGUGGUCUUGCAUGGAAAAUGCUUACAAGGAAAAAAUAGCGGAUUCUUUGGAAAGGCAAAAAUGCCUAUUACAGCAGUUGAAGGACGUAGAAAAAAGUGUUAACAAAUGGCGUAAAAAUAAGAAGGACUUGGAAUCGCAAUUGGAUAGUAUAGGCAAAGCGCAGCUUGAAAUCAACGAAAAAAUUUCUCGUAAAACGAACGAUAUCAAAUCUUUAAAUGUUGAAAUAGACGGAUUUAAAAAGAGAAUUGAAGCUAACAAAAGGGCCGCGGAAGCGAUCAAGAAAUCGAUAGAACCUAAGAAGAAGCAUGCAAAAAUAAAAAUAGAAACCAUAACGGCAGAAAUGAAACGUUUAGAGGCAUUAGACGAAAAUGAAAAGAAAGCAAAACUAGAAAAGGAUGCAGAAGGUGCUGCAUAUAUUAAGGAAGCAAGAGAAGAUCUCCAGAAAAUUUGUAAAGCUUUGCUUCAAAAACAACUCGAGAAGGAAGAUUUAACUGCAGAGAAAAAAUCUUUGAUCCAAGAAAUAGAUUUACUAAAAACAACAUGUGACUUGUGUAAAGAUAAAUGUAAAAGGAAACAAGAGUUAAUGGGUGAAGAGUUAAAUAAAGUGGACGCAGAACUAGCUAUCUUCAAAGUAAAGUGUAUCAAAUGUAAUCAGUGUACUGAUACAAGUGACCAAAGGUACUACUGCAAUGAUUGUCCGAGAUGUGCUGCUCAUAGAGAAUGUUUGGUCCAGGGCGACACUUGUGGUACUGAUAUUAAGGAGUCAUGCGUUUGUCAAAUGGUCAAACAAAAGUUAUUGGACAAUAUAUUUGAGAAUAUGUACACCGUGUUAGACAGACAAGUGCAUUCACGGCCUGGUAAAGUGAUUGCUGACCAAGUACUGAAGAGUUUAAAACACAGCCGCAAUGGAAAAUUGAAUACGGAAACAAAAAAGGUUUUGCAGGAAUUUAUUUUGACUACGAUAAAGAAGAAUUUAAAUUUAACUAUUGUUGGUGGUGCAGUCAAGACUAGGUGUGAGUUGGAUCCUGACACUUACAACCAACUGAUGCUGUGCUUGAAGCAAAUAAAAGCCUCUCGUGUUGCUCACUCUGACAAAGGAACGGAAUCAAAGAAGGGCCCAUGUAAGCGUUGGGGAGGAUCCAAGGAAUGUUAUUGUCCGAAAGGUCCCAAAGACUGUGUUUGUAUUAAGAAAGCGCCCCCACCGAAAAGUGGAAAAGGUCCUUGCCCACCUUUACCGGUUGAUAAGGAAGACGAGGGCGAAGUGAUGAAGUGUCCAAACAAGAAAGAUACAGUAUGUGGCUUAGACUGUUCCAUGCAUACGCCUGAAAGAAUAGCAGCAGAUGUAUCGAAAUGGAAACCUGAUCCCUGCGGAGGUCCUUCUUGUCCAUACUCAAAGAACAUGCGAGCUGCUCAGUGUGUCUUUGGCCCAGAGUUAUUUGAUCCGAAAAAAAAUUUUGAAAGUCGAAGGUCGAUUGCUAAAUUACCUGGUAAUGCAGAAAAACAAGUGGCACAAGGUUGGAAAAGCCCUUGUCCGAUUAAGUCGUCCGAUAUGAAAAGAAACUCAGCAAGUAACUUAAAAGUGGAAAAAGAGAUCACCUGUAAGUGCGGAGACGUGCCGAUACGUUUUUGCUCCUGUCACAAAGAUGCAAAACAACUGAAAAUAGACGAUGGGUGUAAAUGUGCAAUUCCAAGGAAGUGCUGUUCAUGCGAGGGCAUACCUUACAAAGUGUCGGUAAGAAAAUCCUAUAAAAUACAUGAAGGGCAUCAAAAAGCAUCAGUGUCGCAAGAUACUCCACAUGGCAAAGAAAACGAAACAUCCAGUGUAGAUAAUAAAGUCACAUUCAAGGAAAAUGAAAUGGAGAAUGUUGAAAAAGUAGAUGAAAUCGUGAGAUUAGAUUAUAAGAGUGUAAAAACGACCAUGAAACAAGUGCCAGGAGAACUUUCAAAUAUUAAAACCGAUGCACCUACAGGCAUUGUUUUUCAACCCGUGACCGAAACUUUGACAUCAGAAUAUAAAAGUGCAGAAACUUCCAAAAUUAUGAAGAAACCGCCAGAUAUUAAUAAAUCUAAAGAAAAUUUGAGCUUAACCGAUGCACCGCCAACAAAUAUUCAAGCGACAGAUAAUACCAUGUCACAUAGAAGCGUGGAAGCUGAUAAAGUCAUAAAAAACAUACAUACAAGUUAUGUUGAGGCAAAAGAUGAAAUUUGGGCACCAGAGUACAAGAGUGUGGAAACGAACAAGGUAGUUAUGGAGAAGGUACCAGAUAUCAGCGAACCUCAAAGAAAUAAUGCGAAUAUAAUCGAUACACCUUCUGGCAGCGUUGCUAUGGAAAUCGAAAAUACUUUCCUUGACAAACUCGAAAAAAAAUUAAUAGAAAAUCCUAACACGCAUGUUUACUUGAGAGAACUGAAUUCGAGGCAACUAAUUGUCGACUUCAAACCCCAGGAGAAUGUUUCCAAUCUAAAAGUACACGUAACCAAAUCACCAACUGGUGAAAUACAAUUCGUGCUGUUUAAAAAUUUGUCAACAUAUAUACGGCCAUGUGAAUCUUGCGAAACUGUAUGUGAACAAGCCAUAGAUGUAGAAUCAUUAAUCUUAAAAGUAGUCAGAAGUGAAUGCAAACUAAAAGGAACCCCUACGGAUGGUAGAAAAGUUUGUGAUGAAGCAGCGAGCAGUAUAUCAAACAAAAGACAAGCAGCAAGGAAAACAGCAAAAAUGGAGCGAGAGGAUAUCAGGUACUAUGUUGAAGACGUAAUUUUAAAUAAAAUACCGAAAGAAGCAAAAAUACACAAAUGUAGAUUAACCGAUAAAGAAAGAAAUUCCAUAGAAUUAGACAAAAAAGAAAUGGAAAUAUUUUAUGAUAAUAAUAGAGGAGAAAUUAAAUUAAAAGUUCAAGGUGUAAAUGGAGCAAAAGCUUGUGUAGAAGCUAAUUUAAGGAGAACUUUGUCAGGAAAUAUUGUCAUGGAUAUCAAAGAUAUGAACUGUGUUGGAGUGAUCGCAGAUAGCUCAAAAGAAUGUCCGGUGUUGUUGAAAAAGUCCUCAUCUGGGGCAUAUAUGUUAUUUGUUGGCUGUGAAAAGCCUGAACAAGAGCCAAAUACAAUAUUAAAGCGUACUGAAUCUGGACAAAUGUUAAUUGUUAUUACUGAACCUAUAUUAAAGUCAUUAAUUCUUCUUAAACCACCUCUCCAAGAAUUAGCCAACGAUAAACUAUACAAAGUAAGUGUUAAAAGUGCAUCGUCGCGUAUUAUUGCAAUUCCAGCUUUUCUCAAGAUGACAACAUCGGGAAAUUAUCUCCUUGUUUUGGACAAAGAAUUCGAGAAACAGUUUCAUGAUCACAUAAUGAAUUCUAUGAGUGAUCACAAUCAAUGUCAUAUAGAGUUACAAAAGACAGCUUCUGAUGAUAUAGUAAUUAAUUUUGAUAAGCAAUGUACUGAAAAUACGUGUCAUAAUAAACAAAAUGCUCUUUUGGUUAAAACGUCUUCGGGACAUUUGAGAAUUCUAGUAAAUGACGAGAAAUAUAAUACUUUAUCACAAAAUUUGAUUAAAGUUAACUCAAAUAAAUCUUCAAAAGCCUUCGAGGAAUUACUACGACAUAUACACACAUUGUCUUCACCGGGUUGUAGUCAAUCUAGGAACAUAACUGAGAGCUCGUUCAGAAAACAAAGCAGCGAGUCUCAGUUUUUAGACAGCGACAAAAGCUCGCAUUUCGACCGUCCGAUUAAAAUACAAAAAACUCCAUCUGGGCAGUACGCUGUUGUUUUAGAUAAAAAUUCAAAAAUGGCAUUUCUGACCGAUUUGAGGAACUACUUGAACUUAAAUAAUAAAGGUCACGUCCCUGUCAGAAGAAUGGGGUCUGGAGAUAUUAUGAUCUUUUUAGACCCAGAGGGACAAAGUACCGACCUUUACGGGUCUUUGAGAAUUACUCCAUCUGGAAAUGUUUAUGUCACAAUGGAUGAAAACGUUUUAAAAGUUUUAAGUGCCACGCCAUCUGGAAUGACGGAACUAGGAUCUCAUCAUAUUAUUAAAAAGGUUAAGCAUCCAGAGGAUAAAGGAGUAGACACUAAUUGUAGUACUGAUCUUGAUGCUUGCUUAUGUGACCCUCUUUGUAUUUGUAGAGACUUAUUAGAGUGUGUCGAUAAACGUAGAAGGUCGCAAGAUACAAAAAGAGGCUAUUUCUAUAAGACAAAAAAAAUAUUACCAUGCCCUUCCAAAUGUUACGCUUCUUGCUGCAUGAAAAAUAGAUUCAACAGAACUAAUGUUACAGAAAACCCUUGUGAAUGUUUAAAUCCCUCUUACAAUGAAAAGAAAAAUAUUCAGCAAUGUUAUUAUGUACAUGAAUCUCUUUGUAACACGAAUAAAACUUUGUCAAAUGAAUUAUUAGUGGCAUCAUGCUCUUGUAAGGAAACUGAUAAUAGUACGUCUUUGUCAGAAGUCUUUGAUGACUCAGUAGAAGAGUUCCCUAAUUUGACAUCAUAUGAAUCUGUAGAGAAUAGUAAAUAUGAUUGGAAUUAUCUGCCGCCACAGUUACCUCCAUUUCUUGGCAAUUUCAAACCUUUUGUGGUUACUUAG